Messenger RNA from Sturnus vulgaris (Common starling), 3521 nucleotides. It is a transcript of the gene FSTL4, whose product is annotated as follistatin like 4. Gene Ontology annotation, biological process: regulation of BMP signaling pathway; multicellular organism development; cell differentiation. The record is from RefSeq and is a predicted model, not a curated record. Gene Ontology annotation, cellular component: neuron projection; extracellular region. NCBI's taxonomy places the organism in Eukaryota, Metazoa, Chordata, Aves, Passeriformes, Sturnidae. Gene Ontology annotation, molecular function: protein binding; calcium ion binding.
UGUCGCCCCGGCUGCUCUCCAGACUUGAAUGAAAUGAUGACAUCAAGGAGCUUUUGGUGCUGUCUUGUAUUGCUGGGGGUUUUCCCGCUGGUCACAAGGGAAUGGAUGGAUGUGGACCAGAGCAGAAGCCUGUAUUCAGAUGCAGGGAGGUUGCAUCAAGAGGACUCCAGAAGGCUUGAAGUUACAAGAAGAAAAGUGCUCUAUGGGCAGGACGGCCUGAGUGCAUCCUGUGAGAAGAAGUACUGUGGCCGGGGCAGCAUGUGUGUGGUGAACAGGGACACGAACCAGCCCGAGUGCAGGUGUGUUGAGGAUUGCAAGUCCAACUACAUGCCCAUCUGUGGAUCUGAUGGCAGGUUCUAUGAAAAUCACUGUCAGCUGCACCGAGCCUCAUGUCUGCAGAGGAAGAAAAUCUACAUUAUCCACAGCAAGGACUGUUUCUUCAAAGGUGACACCUGCACAAUGGCAGACUACAGCCAACUCAAGAGCAUCCUGCUGGACUUGCAGGCUCGCCGGCAGAGCCCGCCAAGCAGCCUGGCCAAGGACAGAGCAGCCCAGAAGCGCUUCCUAAUUGAAGAGCUGUUUAAGCACUUGGAUCUGAACAGUGAUGGGCAUCUUAUCGGCUCUGAACUGGCUCAGCUAAUGAAGAAGGAGGACCUGGAAGAUAAUUUACUGGGUUGUACACUUGAAGACCUUCUCCAGUUUGAUGAUUACAAUAACGAUGGCCACCUGACCCUGCAGGAGCUCUACACAGCCUUCCAGGUGGUUCAGCUGAAUCUGCCAGAGGACCAGAGGGUCACUGUGACCACCAUCACUGUUGGCCUUAGCGCCGUCCUGACCUGUAGCAUCCAUGGGGCGCUGCGGCCUCCCAUCAUUUGGAAACGCAACGGCAUCAUCCUCAACUUCCUCGACCUGGAAGACAUCAAUGACUUUGGAGAAGAUGAUUCCCUCUACAUCACCAAGGUAACAACUAUUCACAUGGGCAAUUACACCUGUCAUGCCUACGGCUAUGAAGAGCUGUAUCAGACCCACAUCCUUCAGGUGAAUGUGCCUCCAGUGAUUCGCGUCUACCCCGAAACGCAGGCACAGGAGCCGGGCGUGUCAGCAAGCCUGAAAUGUCACGCUGAAGGCAUCCCUAAUCCUCGAAUUACCUGGCUAAAGAACGGCAUUGAUAUCAUGCCAAAACUAUCCAAACAGCUAUCACUCCUUGCAAAUGGAAGUGAACUUCAUAUCAGUAGUGUUCGGUAUGAAGACACUGGUGCCUACACCUGCAUUGCUAAAAAUGAGGUGGGAGUGGACGAGGAUAUAUCUUCCCUUUUCAUUGAAGAUUCAGCGAGAAAGACCCGCCUGAGUGUUGGGAAUAUGUUCUAUGUCUUUUCUGAUGAUGGGAUCACAGUCCUUCAGCCAAACGAAUGUGAAAUCCGGAGACAUAUCAGGCCCGAAGAGAGGAUUUUCACAAGUUAUGAGGAGAUCUGUCCUAGAGUGGAAGGUGAAGACACUCAGUCCUGCCUCUGGGCUUCAGCAGUCAAUGUCAGAGACAAAUACAUUUAUGUGACACAGCCAAAGCAGAACAGAGUAAUGAUAAUUGAUAUCGAGACUCAAAAAGCAAUACAGUUCUUGGAUGUGGACCCAUUACCAACCAAAUUACAUUAUGACAAGUCCCAUGACCAAGUGUGGGUGCUCAGCUGGGGGGACAUGAAGCAAUCAUCACCCACACUGCAGGUAAUUCCAGAGGCGAGUGCUGGGGAGGAUCCGCAUGUUAUCCACACACCUUUUGAAGGAGUAGAUGAUUUUUUUAUACCACCUACUAAUCUUAUUAUUAAUCAUGUUAGGUUUGGCUUCUUUUUUAACCAGUCAAAACACGUGGUUCACAAGAUUGACCUGGAAACUGUGACCCACAUCAAGACCAUCAAUCUCAAAGCCUUCAGUUGCAUGCCUCAGGCCAUGGCAUACACACACCUGGGUGGCUACUACUUUGUGCAGUGCAGGAGGAACCACUCAGCUGCCACGUCACUGCAGCUCAUCAUCGACAGUGUCAGUGAUGCUGUCAUCGGCCCCAACGGCGACGUGUCGGGCACGCCACAUGUGUCACCUGACGGGCGGUAUCUGAUCAGUGCAGACAGAGGCAGUGGCAGGAUCAGAGUCCAGACUCUAACUGUCCGAGGGGAAAUCAAGUCGAUAUAUGACUUAAAAACAAGCAUACACAUAUCUGAUCUGACAUUUCAACCCUCUUUCACUGAAGGCAAUCAGUACUAUAUAUAUGCUACUUCACAUUUGCAAACAGAUGUGCUUUUCGUAGAGCUGUCAACAGGGAGAAUGAAUGUACUGAAGAAUUUAAAGGACCCUAUCACAUCAAAAGACUGGCCCUGGAGCAGCUACAACAGAAUUAUGAAAGACAGUGGAUUAUUUGGACAAUAUCUCAUUACACCAGCUAAAGAUUCCUUAUUUGUUAUAAAUGGGAGGCAAAAUACAUUACGCUGUGAGGUUUCAGGUAUAAGGAGGGGUAACACAGCGGUCUGGGUUGGGGAGGUAUGAAAGGGCAGCAGCAGUGGAGCCUUCAGCAGGCAAGGACCAGUUGGACCUUUACACCGCAGGAAAUGAGAAGUAGCAAUGUAUAUUUUUACACUGGGAAAACAAAAAGAAAAAGACAAAAAAAUGCUGUAUAGGCUUCAUGGUACAACUGGUCUGCUUGCAGGUUUUAUAAUACAAGGUAUGCUCUGCUAAUAGAAAGUGGUUUUGAAGGUAUAUUUUUAUUUAUGGGUAUGAUUUGUGGUUAUGAGAAAAAUGUUGGGAAGCAAAUAAUACCUCCACUGAGAUAUUAUACAAGCCACGAAACCUAAUAAUUCUGUAGAACAAAACAGAUUUUGACUUUCCAUACUGAGGAGCUUUUAUGUUAUGUCCAAGCAUCAAUUUUCUUCCCUGCAUCCCUUGCCUGUUGGUUGUACUGACUACCCCACCCCAGCACAGGGAGAUGGCAGCAGUGAGGACUAUUCACCUUUGAAUAUUCAUUCCCCUUUGGAUGAUGAGACAAAGUAAAUAUCAGUUUACUGAGCAGUUUUCAACCCAGAGAAAUCUCGGAGAGUGAUUUAAUGAAAACUGAUCAGCUUUCUCUGCAGGAUGGCUUUGAGAGGAUUCGCUUAUGUGAUUUCAGACGGAGGCAUCACAGAAAUUGUAACUGUCAGCUCCCUUGCUUCUGCACUUCAUUUUGCUCUUGGUCCUACUGAAGGCAAUGGGAUGAAUCCCCCCUCUUCCAGUGCAUAUUCUGUGAUUGUUUUUGAGAAAUUUGCCGUGAAAUAUCCAGGCCAUUACCCGUAGGGGCCUGGGAAAAAGCCAAAAAAUACUGACAGGGGAGGUCAGAGUAUAUGUAAACAAUUUUGUUGAGAAGGCAGCAUUAAUCUUUCAACAGCUCAUGAGUGUGGUCAGUUUGGGAACAAUAUGUAAAAUCUACUCUUUGCAGGCAGAGAAUGUUAUGGCUAUUCCGAUAGGAGACAACAAUACUUCUAGAAAUCAUUGGUUUCUCUCAU